Molecule: messenger RNA, 1329 nt
Organism: Ipomoea triloba (trilobed morning glory)
Lineage: Eukaryota; Viridiplantae; Streptophyta; Magnoliopsida; Solanales; Convolvulaceae
Product: trans-resveratrol di-O-methyltransferase-like
Exons: 2
Coding region: 76-1131 (351 amino acids)
Biological process (GO): methylation
Molecular function (GO): protein dimerization activity; S-adenosylmethionine-dependent methyltransferase activity; O-methyltransferase activity
Source: RefSeq, a predicted model, not a curated record
AAUACAAGGCAAGUACCAAAUAAAAGUAGUACGGUAUAGCUAAGCUGCGCUAGCUGAAAAUAAAAUUAAAUAGGGAUGGCAAUGCAGGAUGAGAGUGUUCGUGCCGGAACUCACAUAAGGAACCACAUGCUCAACUUCAUAAAUUCAUUUUCUCUCAAAUGUGCUGUUGAGCUAGGCAUUCCGGACGUGAUUCAUAAACAUGGUGGACCCAUCACGCUUGAAGAACUGGUUGACGCCCUCGCUAUCAACAAGGCAAAAGCCGAACACCUUGGUCGCCUCAUGAACCUCUUGACUCGUUCUGGCUUCUUUGUUGCCGCCAACGACGGGUAUGCCCUCGGGCCUCCGUCGUGUCUUCUCAUUAAGGACCAUCCCUUUAGUUUGGCACCUUUCGUGGUAGAGGUAACCGGUCCCAUAUUUGCGGGUCCAUGGCACCAUGUCAGUGAAUGGUUCCACAACGAUGAUCCGACGGCGUUCCAAACAGCGUACGGGAAAACAUUUUGGGACAGCACCAGUCAAGACCCGGAGUUUAACCAUAACUUUAACCAAGCCAUGGCGCGUAGUUCCUUACAUAUAAUGUCUUUGGUCAAAAAAUAUUGUAGGGAAGUUUUUGAGGGGCUGGAUUCACUAGUAGAUGUGGGAGGUGGCACCGGGUUGGUGGCCAGAGCAUUUGCCGAUGAAUUCCCGGAUAUGAAGUGUACUGUGUUGGAUCUUCCGCACGUUGUUGCCGGCUUGGAAGGGACUAAGAACUUGGUCUAUGUUGGGGGAAACAUGUUCGAGGUCAUACCUCCUGCACAAGCAGCUUUUCUUAAGUCGAUAACACACAAUUGGAAUGACGAUGAUUGCGUUAAAAUAUUGAAAAAAUGCAAAGAAGCAAUUCCCAGUAGGAAAAAUGGCGGAAAAGUUAUUAUCCUUGGUAUGAUUGUGGGCUCCACCCAAAGCAAAGCUGAUGACGACGAUGAUGAUGAGGAGUUAAUCCAAACCCAAAUUUUCCUUGAUCUGCAGAUGAUGGUUAAUUAUGAUGGACGAGAACGAAAAUUAAAAGAAUGGGUAAAAAUAUUCAAUGAUGCUGGCUUUACCGAGUAUAAAACAACUCAAUUGGGAUUAAUGUCUCUUAUUCAACUCUUUCCUUGACUCGCAAUUGUGCAAGCCAUCCCAUGCUAUAUAUAUAGGGCUUAAUGUCUACUGUAGUUGAAGUCUAUCCUCAAAUAAUGAUGGUUGGCCUUGUUGCAUGUGUGAUUUGAUAAAUUGUGAUGAGGGUACACCAAUUACAUUGUUGAAUAAAUAUUCAUUUAAUCAAGGUUAUUCUAUUGGGAUAUGGGAUUUGUUUUA